AAGCCCAGGAAGAAAGGAGGAAACAGUGAUCUACCAUCAGCUGGUUUUAAUAUUAUCAACUCUAUCAUAGGAUCGGGCAUAAUAGGAUUGCCUUAUUCAAUGAAGCAAGCUGGCUUUCCAUUAGGAAUAUUACUUUUAUUUGGUGUUGCCUAUAUCACAGAUUAUUCCAUUAUAUUACUGAUUAAAGCAGGAAAUCUCUCUGGUAUGAACACCUAUCAAGCACUGGUACAUAAAACAUAUGGUUUUAUAGGGUACCUAAUCCUCUCUACUCUGCAAUUUUUAUAUCCAUUUAUUGCUAUGAUUAGUUACAACAUAACAACAGGAGACACUUUGACUAAAGUUUUUCAAAGAAUACCUGGAGUUGGACCAGAUAACUGGCUUAUUGACCGUCACUUUGUUAUUCUGUGUACUACUAUCAUCUUUACUCUGCCUAUAUCUCUGUAUCGUGACAUAGCAAAACUGGGAAAGAUAUCUCUUAUAUCUCUGAUAUUAACAAUUGUCAUCUUGGUCAUUGUGAUGAUACGGGCAGUUACAUUUAGUUCACAAGUACCCCAAACAGAGAAUGCUUGGGUAUUUGCAAAGUCUAAUGCAGUACAAGCCAUUGGGGUGAUGUCCUUUGCAUUCAUUUGCCACCAUAACAGCUUUUUAAUAUAUGGCUCUUUGGAAGAACCCACUCUAAGUAACUGGUCUCGCAUCACACAUGUGUCUGUCUCACUUGCUGUGUCUAUCAGCAUGAUGUUUGCUGCAUGUGGAUAUGUGACAUUUAAAGGAUACACAGAAGGGGACCUAUUUGAAAACUACUGUAGAGAUGAUGACCUUGCUACAUUUGGAAGAUUUUGUUAUGGAGUCACUGUAAUCCUAACUUUCCCAAUUGAAUGUUUUGUGACCCGAGAGGUCAUUGCUAAUGUGUUUUUCAAAGGGAAUCUAACAACAGUUUUCCACGUUGUUGUGACAAUAAUCAUUGUUGCUGUAGCCACAGGCAUCUCUUUAGUAUACGAUUGUCUUGGAAUAGUUCUAGAGCUGAAUGGCGUUCUCAGUGCUACUCCACUUAUUUUCAUCAUCCCUACAGCGUGUUAUCUGAAGCUGUCUGAAGAGCGUUGGAACCAUUCAGAUAGUCUCAUAUCCUGCCUGAUUCUCACUGUUGGUGUAUUAGUGAUGACAGUUGGCUUCGUUUUGACUAUUUUGCAUCCCCAAGAAUGUAGCCAUGGAAAAGAAAUGUUCUACUGUUUCCCUAGCAAUAACUCUCUUUACAAUAGUACACUUCCACCUUAGCCAGUAUCCUAACCAUGAGGAUAUACUACCUGUCUCCUGUGAACCCAAUGAUAAUUUAAAUAUGACAGGAACAGAGUGUUCUUACAUUU
Alligator sinensis (Chinese alligator) is the source of this 1361-nucleotide messenger RNA. RefSeq names its product solute carrier family 38 member 11 (gene SLC38A11). Lineage: Eukaryota; Metazoa; Chordata; Crocodylia; Alligatoridae. Gene Ontology annotation, molecular function: amino acid transmembrane transporter activity. The transcript is spliced from 11 exons. Gene Ontology annotation, biological process: amino acid transmembrane transport. The record is from RefSeq and is a predicted model, not a curated record. Bases 100 to 1272 code for a protein of 390 amino acids.